Molecule: messenger RNA, 2194 nt
Organism: Schistocerca serialis cubense
Lineage: Eukaryota; Metazoa; Arthropoda; Insecta; Orthoptera; Acrididae
Product: MFS-type transporter SLC18B1-like
Exons: 12
Coding region: 156-2009 (617 amino acids)
Biological process (GO): transmembrane transport
Molecular function (GO): transmembrane transporter activity
Source: RefSeq, a predicted model, not a curated record
UACCACAGUAGGCUGAUUUCGUCUGCUAUUUGCGUGUGCGAAAAUGUUUAGUAUUUCAAUCGGUUAUAGAAGGCACGUGAAUCGUGGUGCUGGAUGUGAAACUCAGUGAAAUUGAAUGUGUGGAGUUAGUGUGUGCUUCACUAUAUCGUAUAAUUAUGGCGAGUUUUGAUAUUUCCGUUUUGUACUCUGAUGUGUAUGGUGUUACGUCUGAAAUUUCAGUUGGUACAGAUGAUUCCGAUGAUUCGGAAGGUAAUUCAGAUAGAGACAGUGAUUCGCUAGGGUCCGAAAAAAAUUUUAAUUUCAAUGGGUGUGGUGCGAUGAUAGGCAGGAAUGUGGCACAUAGUGCCGACGCUACAUUAGUGACAAUGGACACCACAUCCCGUGAGUUUGACAGUCACUGGAGAAGAGAAAUAAUAAGAACUGAAGAAUCUGGAAACGUGAGGAAGUAUAUCAGAAGUCAGUCUCUAUCGACAUUUCAACAAGUGAAGUAUACUGCUGGUGAAAUUCGGUGCAUCAGAGACCGCUUGUUGUUAGCACAUAAGAGCUCGCGUUCUGGUUCCCUGAGAAACUUCACUCGUAUGCAGAAAUUGACACUGACGUCGUUGGCAUUAGUAGACUUCACGAGCUUCUGUUCUAUGUCGAUCAUGGCACCCUUUUUCCCUAAAGAGGCAGCCCAGAAAGGAAUGAGUGACACCAUCUCAGGGCUAGUGUUCAGCUUCUAUGCCUUAGUAAUGUUCAUCUCUUCUCCCGUGUUUGGUAAAAUUUUGCCUCUCACUGGUGCAAAGUUUUUGUUCAUGACCGGAAUGUUUGUAGCAGGCAGUUGCAACUUCCUCUUUGGGUUAUUAGCUCGCAUUGAUUCAUAUACAAUUUUUACGAUGUACUGUUUCCUGGUGCGUGGAAUGGAAGCUCUGGGAGCAAGUGCCUAUGCUACCGCCAGCUAUGUGUUUGUUGUUGAAGUAUUUCCUGACACAAUUGGAACUGUUUUGGGCAUCCUGGAGACAUUUGUUGGGAUGGGGAUGAGCAUAGGGCCAGCAGUUGGUGGACUUUUAUACUCUAUCGGAGGAUUUGAACUGCCUUUUUACUCCCUGGGAAUCCUUAUGGUUGCUACAGUUCCAAUAAACUUUUGCCUGCUUCCUUCAACUGGUGCUGGAUCUAUAAACAAACAUACUGGUUCACUGCUGCACCUGGUGAAACUGCCUUCAGUGAUAGUGAUAAGCCUAGUUAUUGUUGUGGUGUCAAAUACUUGGGGAUUCCUGGACCCUACUCUCGAACCACACUUACGGGAGUUUAACUUGAGUGCUGAGGAAGUGGGUCUGAUCUUCCUGCUUUUUUCUGCACUGUACGGUAUAUUCAGCCCCAUAUGGGGCUGGCUUGCAGAUCGAGUUAACAAUCAUUGGUCUAUGAUGGUGUGGGGUCUCCUUGCUUGUUCACUGGGGCUGCUGCUUCUUGGACCAUCACCUCUACUGCCAUUUCUUAACAAGUCACUUUGGCUUGUGCUGGUUGCUCUAUCUAUUCUUGGAGUUUCAGUGGCACUUACUUUGAUGCCAACAUUCCAAGGAGUCUUAGAGAGUGCCAUAGAAGGAGGCUGCAGUGAUGAGCUGAGUACAUACAGCAUGGUUGCUGGUGUAUGGUCGUGUAUGUAUUCCCUGGGGGAAGUUAUGGGGCCUUCUGUAGGUGGUACUGUUAUGGAGUACUAUGGCUUCCCUAUCUGUUCAACUGUUAUGGCUGGGCUCUCAUUGCUGUUGGCUGUGGUAACCUUAGUCUAUUUUUCGGUGAAGCAUACACAGCAGCACCACACCCGAGAGCAGAGCACUGACAGCGGCAUCAGUGAAAACUACGAGAGUGAAAGCAGCCCCCUGCUGGCAGGGGCUGAGGCUGGAGGCACAGUCUCGGACCAUACCUACACGAGGGAAAGAGCUCAGUUUUAUGGGGAAUCGAGUGAAGGAAAUGAAGCCACAGACUCCUGUCGAACAGUGUCUGUAACAGCAGGAGGUGCUUGUGAAGUAUAGGGUUUGCACUGCAUACUGUAUCAUUUCAGAAAGAGAAAGAGAGAGUGAGCCUGUAGUGCUCAUUUUUUUUUUGUAAAUAUUCUGUUUCUCUUGGGGUUGCAUUGUUUCUUUUUAGCAACUUAUCUUUAAUUUUUCUGUCAUUUGAGUGACAUUGUACAGUAUUUUUUCCACAGUAGUCAGUACAG